AUGUACCCAGCUUUGAUUAUUAUGUUUUUUCAAGUUCUUUGUUAAGUUUUCUGGUUUUAUAAGAAAAGAACAAGUUUGAAGGCAACAUUUAACACGAUACCGAUGCAAAUGUUUAAAUUUAAAGUAAAUCAAGUGAACCCACCGCCGCGUUUUAUCUGCAAGCCGCCAAAAUGAGUGAAAACAAGAAACUACUCGAUGCACUGCUGUGCGAGAUCUACGGUCGUCAGGAACAGAGCAGGCAACAAUCCAGCCAGGAUUCUUCGAGUUCGAAGGAGCUUAAGGGACAACUGGCUCGUAUGGUCAGCGGCAUGAGCGGCAAUCGGUCUACUUUGGAGCGAUUGAGUGUGCGGAAGCUCAUCGAUGUUUGUGCCAUUCUCAAGGUAGAGAUUCUGAUGAUCGGAUAUUUGUUGGAAAAAGUCCUCAUAGCCAGGGAUAGGUUGCAACGCCAUCAGGAGGUGCUUUGCGAAUUCGUUACCGCUGUGCUCGUCGUGGAGAGUGACGAUGCACAGCCUAAAAUGCGUUUUAGCCUCUCACCACCGCCACAGAAAGCCAUUGCCAGCAGCAGCAGCAGUAGCUCCACCCGCCUAACCUCGCCCACCAUCGCCAACGCCACCAGGAACAUCUCUACACGGAGCAGCACCACCCUCGGCCCAAGCACCACAUCCCCCGGCAGCUACAAUAGAAGCCCCAGCCCCCGAGCCUUUGGCAGCAUGCUGGCCCGCAAUGGCGGAGGACACGAGGUCAACCCGAGUGCCACCGCCUCCGGGUCCGGAUCCGCUGCCUCCACUACCGCCGCCGACGACGAAGCUGCCUCGGAUUACAACCAGUGGCUGCAUGCCAUGAAGCUGGUGGCCCGCCUGCCCGGAGGCACACCGCCCGAGUUCCGGCGCAAGUUGUGGCUCUCGCUGGCGGACAAGUACCUCAAGUCAAAGAAUGUGGACUGGGCACAGCAGCGGGAGAAAUGCUUCUGCGAGGAGUGGCGCGAGGAUGAUGAGGAGCUGGGCAUCCAAAUCGUCAAGGAUCUGCACCGGACUGGCUCGAAUCUGUGCACCGGCCCCGCGGGCUCCAUCAACCAGGCCAAGUUGAAGCGCAUACUGCUCGGCUAUGCUCGCUAUAACCCCGAGGUGGGCUAUUGCCAGGGCUUCAACAUGCUGGGUGCCUUGAUAUUGCAGGUGAUGGACAAGGAGGAGGAGGAGUCCAUGAAGGUCAUGAUCUAUCUGGUGGAGGGCGUACUGCCUACGGGCUACUUCUAUGGCUCAAUGGGCGGUUUGCAGGCGGACAUGGGCGUUUUCCGGGAGCUGAUGCAAACCCGCUUGCCCCGCUUGGCGAAGCACUUGCAACGCCUCCAAGGUCCUGUGGAGAAUGCCUUUGAGCCGCCGCUGACCAAUGUGUUUACCAUGCAAUGGUUUCUCACCAUGUUCUGCACCUGCCUGCCCAUGUCCUGUGUUCUACGAGUGUGGGAUCUGGUUCUCAUCGAGGGCAGUGAUGUUCUGCUGCGAACAGCUCUUGUUCUUUGGAGUUUGCUUGAAGAGCGCGUUCUCAGCGUUCGUUCCGCGGAUGAAUUCUAUGGGAAGAUGGGUUCCUACUCCAGUGAGCUGCUCAAUGGCCAUCUUGUGGACUCCAAUGGCCUUAUCGAAAGGGUAGUAAAACUGGGACCCAUUGCGGAUCUGCGACAGCUGAGGGACAAGCAUCUGUACAACAUUGCCCCAUUGCGUCACAAGCAGGGAUUGCAGCUCUACUACGACGACGAGGAUACGCAUUCGGAUGAGGAGCGCAUGGCGGUGGCCACCGUUUGGGGAUUGAAUUGGGGCAGACGUGGAUCUGUGGGUCCAGCGGCGGCAGGCAAGCAGCCAGCGGAGCAAAAGGAUCGCCUGGCUCUGGACAUUUCCCUGCUGAAGAAGCAAUACGAUCGACUGAGGGAGCGUCAGAAGCAGGCUCAUGUCAUCCUAACCACAGCCUGCUCCACGGCUGCACGGCAGGGAACGGGACCUGGGAACAGCACCCAGCCUGCGGUGCCAGUGAAUCAAUUGCUCCUUGGUCGUCCAGCCAUUGUGACCAACAAGGGAAAACGGGUCGGUGCUCCAUUGGGUGCCAUUCCACCUGCUCGCAAGCCUUCGCUACCCGCAGUGCUCCAUACCAAGCCGGCGGAGAAGCAGUUGCGCCGCGGGGAGACGCUCCUCUGGCGAGACACGGAUCCGAGCAGGAGACGUCGGGACAGUCUGACCUGGAAGGAGAUCAAGGCAGAUCGAGCGGCCAUGAUGCGAGAGGGCGUCGAUGUGAGUUCCAUGAAAACCCAGAAGCUGCGCACUCGCUUCGGCAAGAGCGAUAGCUCUUCCUACAGCGAGGAUAGCGAUGGAGAGCAGGAGGUGGGAGGUGGUAGCGGUGGAGGAGGUUCCAGCACUGAUACCAGUCUCUGCGACGAUGAUGAUCCCAAAUCCAUGGAAAAGAGUCCCAAGCAGAAGGCCAAGCUUGCCCGAAAACUCAAGGAGCAGAAACAACUGGGCAGCUCCAGGGAGGCAAGCCUGGAACGACAACGACCCAAGUCCUGGGCGCCCAGCAGCCAAGAGAUUCCCUUCAUUCUGAUGGGCACGGAUAGCGGGGAUGAAAAGGAUCCACCUGUUAAGGAGGAUAAUGACAUAGCAGAGGAUAGUGCCACGGAAAGCGAUCGCUUCCCGUACGAGAAGGAUCUGAAUUUUGUCAACUUCAAACUAGAGCCUUUGGAUAUAAAAUCGGUUACCGAAGGCAUAGAACUGCCAGAGAUUCCCGGCUUGACACCCAUUAGUCCCAUACCCACUACCAAGGAGAAGAGUGCAGCUGAGGAAGAUUUGCUAGAGGAGCACAAGCCUUUUGAUGGGAGUGAUAGCGGAGUGACCAAUCAGUAUUUCGAGAGAGUCAACAGUGUGGAGCGACCCAAUAAGCUGGAAUUAUCCUAUUCCCUCAACGAGGAGGAAUCGGAGACAAGCGUCGCGUAUCUGGAACAGCGAGAAAAGGUUGAAGGACACAGUGCGGAUGGGGAUUACCAGGCAUUGCCACCACUUCCCCUGAACCCAGAGGAUGAUCCCCUUCCUGGUGCUGGUAAAGUGCCUCAGAUUCGCGACGAUAACAUUCCAGGUGAGAACAAAGACGACUACAAGGAGCUGCUGAGCAUGACGAUAGAGGAAAGGGUGGAAUUCAAGCCACCACCUCCGACAGCCAGUAGCUUGAGUAGUGCCGCCCGGAAAAGGCGAGAUCCCCGUCGCAAGACCCUGACCCGCUCUUCGACUAUUGAUAUCGAGGAGCGUUACCAGGCUCUGGAACGGAGGAUCAGCCAGGAGCAGCCAACGGUGGAGCGGUCAUCCAAAUACAUUCCCAGCACUGCCGCUUUGGAGGAACGCUUCAACACGCUGGAAAAGCAACUGAGUGCCGAAAAGCAGCGCAAGGAACUCGUGGAAAUGGAUGCCGACCAACCGGAAAAGUUCGAACGAAUUCCCUCCACCGCCGAUUUAGAGACCCGUUUCAAUGCCUUAACUAAACAAAUGAGUUCCAGCGAAUCCACAGCCAAGUCUCCCAUCGAUCUCAAGGAGGACGAACAAGCUAGUGGCAGCAGCAGUUUCAAGGAGCAAAAGGAUAGCGAGAAAACCAGCAAGCUGCACAAAUCCGAGGACAUCGAAUCGGAAGCCCAAGAAAGGUCCUCCUCCGCCAAAUGUGAAACCAACGAAUCUAAAGAAAAGGCCACUGAAGACGAAAAAGCAGAACAGCCACGCCUUAAAAAAUUACCCUCCACGGCUGAGCUGGAAGAUCGCUUCAAUGCCCUUGAACGUAAGAUGAGUGUGCAGAAGAGCAGUCCAGUGAAAACCAAGAAGGAGCCACCCGAUGAAGAAUCUAAUGAUCAGGAAAGCAAACCACAAGAGUCCGAAAAGGCAGUUUUAAAAGAGCACAAAGGAAAUCGGGAAGAGUCUGAAGUGAAAGUGUUAUCCCCAACAGAAGAGCCAGCUCCGAAAAGUAAAUCAAAGCCAGUUGCAUCACCAAAGCAAGCGGAAAAAUCUUUAAAAGAAAGUUCUGAAGGGAAAAGGGAUACCAAAGAAUCGGAAAUUGUUGAAGAAGAUGUUGCACCAAAUAUUGAAGUCAAAAAGAAAACUGAUUCGGCUAAAGUUGAUCCUACUGAAAAAGAAAGCCCUAAGAAGGCAGAUCCUAAAAAGGUUGAAACCCAAAAGAAAGUAGAAUCCAAGCCGGUGGAGUCUGCAAAGAAAACUGAAUCGGAAAAUGUUACAACAACCAAAAAAACAGACUCGGAAACCAAGUCGCCAGCCAAAGAGUCUAAGGAAGCACCACGAAAAUCGCCACCUUCAACCGAGGAACUAGAAAAGCGCUUCAAUGCCCUGGAAAAGCAGCUGAGCACCACAAAUCUAGAACCAACCAAGCAGGCUGAGCCAACAAAGUCCCCCGAAAAAACCAAAGAAGUACAACAGGAUGAAAAAGCACAAAAGUCAAUGAAAUCCUUUGAUGACAAGAUCAAAGAGGUGAAUACAGCUCUGGUCAAGGAACAAAUAAAAGUGGCGCAGAAGGAUCCUGCGGAGAAGAAACCAAAAUCUCCCGAAGAGAAAGUAAAGCCACCCUUAAAACCUGAACCAGAGCAAAGCCACCAAAGUGACCUGAGCAAACGAAGAGCCUCUGAGCCACCUUCCACAGAGGACUUGGAGAAACGCUACGAGACCCUGAAGCGUCGUAUGAGCAGCAAGAAUCACUUUUCCACUCCAAACGAGACGGUUAACGAGGCUCUGGAGAGGAUUGAACAGGAGAUGAUCUCGGAAUCUGUGGAGGAGGAGAAGAAGCCGCCACCAUCCACAGAAGAUCUGGAGAGCCGCUUUGAGGCAUUGCAAGGCGGAGAGAAAAAACCCAAGACCCAGAGCCAACCCAAGCAUGUGGACGUGGCCAUCGAAGCGCACAUUCCCGAGCCGCCGCCACCACCUCCGCCACCAAAGGAGCUGCCUAUUCUCUCUGGCCCUGUGCUCCACCAGCAGCAGGCUCUGAUCGAGGAGCUGCAGCGGAAGAUGCGCGGCCAAUCACCGGGUGAUGAGAACCUCAAGCCCAGCGAGAUCAAUCCGGAACGGAGGCAGCGGAAGCUGCUGCAACGACCCACGCCCAUGGGCGAUGAGACCUCGGAAGCACCUGCAAACACGGCUUACUACAGAGCGGCAAACCAAGAACAAUGGCAGCAGCGCAUGGUGCGUCGGUUCUCUGACCUGCCCUCCCGGGCCGAUCUCGAGAACCGAUUGCAGUUCCUGGAGAGGCAACUCUACAAGAAGUUCUACAAGCAGCGCUGUGCAAGUGAUUCCGAAGUUGCAUCGAAGGUCAAGCAUUCACCCUCGCCCGACGAACUGCCGACCACCUCCCGCCAGGCCAGAGCCGUGGCCGAUGGACUGCUGGAGCAACGUGUCCUGGCCCUGGAGAAGCAGCUGAGCGAGAAUAGUCUCAAGCUGCUCGAGGCGAUACGGGAUCGUGAGGCGAACGCAGCAGCUCCCCAGAGCGAUGACAGCGGUGGCAGUCCUCGACGACUCAGCACGGAAACAAUCGAUGCCACCGGCAAGGAACUGGUUAGGUACACCCAGAACAUUGGUGAGCUGGAGGAAGUGGAUGCCCACAAGCCCAUUAACAUUAGCAUUAACAUCAAAAUGCUGCUCAACAAGGACAGGAGUGAACCCAAGCAGCCUAAAGCCGAGUCCCAGCCCACAACCGAGGAUCUAACCCGUCGCCUUGAGCUCUUAGAGCAGCAACUGCUGGAGGAGCGGGCCAAGAAUGGCUCAUUUAUUCCAGAAAAUGGAGUCAUUCGGCCUGAGGAAAGUGAGGCCUGCAAGAAACAGGAAAAGAACUGCCACAAUCAGCAUGUGAAAAGCGAUGAAAACCAAAAGGUCGAGGAGCCUGUCAAGGAUCAAAUCAAACCCGAGACCGCCAAAGAAACCAAGACUAUGGAAAAUGAGGAAAAAGCUCAAGCUCAAGCUCGAGCCAAGGAAGUGGUUACCGAAAAAUCCACAAAAUUGGAUAAACCAAAGGUGGAUGAGAAAACUGUUGUCAAGGAGGUAAAAGUGGAGCCUCCCAUUAAAGACAAAAAAGAAGAGAUUACCAAGAAAGAAGAUAAAGCUCAUGUCACUAAAGAAGCCUCCUCCGAAAUAAAACCUAAACCAACUAAAGAGGAAAAUCCCAAAAAGAAAUCUCCAAACCAAAAGAAUCUUCCUCCCAAGGAAUCCCUACCAAAGAAAGAAAUUCCGAAGACAGAGGAAACCUCAUCUAAGGAAUCAGCUUCCACCAACAAGACACAGGAUAAUCCAAAGGCUGAAACAAUCAAGGCAAAGGAAACCGCCUCCGCCAGCAAAGAAUCAAUCAAGCAACUGCCAGAGAAAACCAAAGUGACCACCAAAGACCUAUCUUCGCCAAAAGAAGUGCCCGAUAAAAUGGUGAUUAAUGCUUCUGAUUUAGGACCAAUGGAUCCCAACAACAAGACAGUGGUGCUCCUCAUGGACAACGAACCCCGAGCUUCGAGAGUUAGAAGAUUGACAAGAGCCAACACCGAGGAAUUGGAGGGACUUUUCCAGGCACUAGAGAAGCAGCUGAGCGAUCGUAAUCUCAUAAAGUCCGAAGAUGGUCGUUUAAUAAGAGCGGAUAGCAAGCCAAGUGCUGAGCAGGCAGAGCAAGUUCAAGCUAUCAGUGAUCUCACCAAGGAAAUCGAAGACUUCACCAGCGGUAAGCCGGAGGAGAAAGAGAAACCAGAGGAAGCCGUUAAAGAGGACAAGCCAGAGCCGGAGGAGCCAGAGGAGGACUACGAUUGGGGACCCAAUCCGGUGAAGCAUCACCUGAAAAGAAAGACAGCCUACCUGCCUUCUACAAAAGAACUUGAGGCACGCUUCCGUUCCUUGGAGAGGCAGAUCAAACUGCUGGAAGACGUGGAGAAGAUCGAUGUGGAGCAGCGUCUGGUGGAGAUUGAGCGAAAGAUCAAGUUGCAGUAUUCGCUGUCUCACGAGAAGGAUUUGAACAAGUAUUUGGAGCUGUGCGAAGGCAGGGGCUUGGAUGAUGAUGAAACUUUACCCGAAGAAACAGCCACCAAGGAGGAGGAAACUGCAAGGGCCAGGGAUCGCUCACGCAGUCCUGGACGCAAGGUGGCCACCAAAUCCCCAUAUACUUCUCCCUCAAGAAAGGUGGCCACUAAAUCCCCAUACACAUCACCUUCACGGAAGUCUGCCACCAAAUCACCUUACACUUCGCCCUCCAGGCAGCGCGAGAAAACACCCUACUCCUCGCCAACCCGCUCGCCGGAAAGGAAAUCCAAACGGAGUCCCUACACCUCACCAGCUCGUCGCAAGCCGCAUCCCAAUGACUUGCCAAUCUCUGAUGAUCUGGAGUACAAGUACCGCGUGCUCGACUUGGUUCGAUCCAAGUCCAAGGAGAAUCUGGCCAAACGCAUGAAUGAUCCCAAUAGAAAGCCGCCCAUUCAUCCACUCGAAAUACUGCUCGAUCCUAGUCCCGAUGACAGUGCAAUACCCUCGACUGGGGAGUUGGAGCACAGGAUCCGAGUACUCGAUGGAAAACUCAAGUCCCCGGCAAAGGUUCGCUCCAAACCGCGUUCCCGUUCGCCAACCAUCGAGGACAUGAAGCGACAAAAGAUGAGGGAUGAGCAGAAGCCCAGGACACCGGUGCACAAUCUGGAGCGAUUGGUCAGCUCACCUGGCCGACCAGAGCCACCCACUGCCGAGGAACUGGAAGAGCGUAUGCGCAUCCUGGAGCAAGAGCAUACCUUUGACUUCAAGACCCAAAAGGACUACCGGGCAUUCAAUCAAAAGCUAAAGGACGUGAUAUCACCAUCGCUCUCCUUCGAGGAGUUCCGGGCAGCCAAGUCCCGGGAACAAAGUCCCCGCCGCCAUGGCGCCACCACACCCAAGUCUGCCCUGCGUCGUGACGAUUACGAUGAGGCCACCUCCAAUACGACCACCACCUACUAUCGGCCCACCAGUCCCAAGGUGAUACGUUUCCAGGACGAAGACGAGGACCACUUUGAGGAGACGCCCAGGCCCAAGUCGCGACAGACCAGCGAUCGAAUGACUCUUGCAGAUCAGCCAUCGGCCACUCGCAGCUACGCCAGCAGCUCGGAGGGUCUGGAUGCCCUGGGCAGUCGCCUUAUGAGGGAGACCUCUCCGAUUACCCGAACUGGAACCCACACCGGUGUACCGCUGCGCACUGGGGAGAACAUCAACGACCGGCUGAGUUCGAUCAAGAACUCGAUCAAAUCCAUCGACAACCUGUGCGAGGAGAAGCCUCCUCCUUACCAGAAGGAGAAAUGCCAGCGCUACAUCGACUCACUCUUCUCGGACUCCCUGCACUUUGCCAGCAAGAAGAGCUCUCUGGAGGACCUAAGUCUCAGCCGGAGUCUGAGUCGCAGUGAGAGCCGUGGCAGGAGCAUCCAUCGAGCAUCCGGUGACUAUGCUCCCUCCAUUCGAAUCACCUCGGAGCAUAGGUCAUUGGGCUCAGCGGAGUCCCGAAGGAGUCCGCUGGGAAGCUCGGCUCGGGACACGAGUCCCCUGCACUACCGAUCCCAUCGGGAUAUGAGCAGGGAUCUCUCGCCACGGAGGAGACGCCUAGAGGAGCAGGAGGAGGAGGAGGAGCGCGAGCGAAGGGAACGCGAGCGGGAACGGGAGCGGGAGAGCAGUAGGGUAAGACGUGAUAACUUGUUGCCAAAUUAUUCAGCCGAUAAUCGUAGCGAACUAAGUAGCGGGAGUAGUUUAACCGGGUUUAACCACAAAGUAGAUAGACAACUAGAAGAGACCUGCGCCAAGUACGCGGACGACGCCCGACGCUCGGCCUGUCGCACCCCGUUGAGCCAUCCCUACGAGUCCCGCAGCACAGCCACACGACACCAACAACCAUCACACCACACAGAUCCAGUCCAGGACAGUUUCCCCCGGCCCGUCUCACCCUAUCGCCAGGCGUAUGAACCCCGUGGUCCAGCAGGUGCCACUAGCUCAUCGGCCCCCGUCUAUCAGCCCGGCAAGCUGGAGAUUCGCCACACCACCGUGACCUCCACCUUUUAUGAUCGUUUCCUUACCGAAAAGCAGAUCGAGCGGACCCAUUCCCGUCCCAACAGCAGGUCCCCAGUGGCAUCGCCCUCGGUUCCAGCCAGAGGGAGCUAUGGGGACUUUAGUACCACCACCUCAGCCCCAUCCUGCACCACUGCCACCGUCACACCGUCACUCAUGUCCAGCAGCUAUGCAGGCACAUCCUUUUCGCUGCCCACCAGCAGCCAGUAUCCCUAUUCUAGGGUCACAUCCUCCUCUGAUCUUCGCUCUGCUGCCACUGCUACCACUACUUCAGCCUCAUCCACCUCAACCACCACAUCCUCCUAUGUGCCGUACAAUUUCAGCAGCUCCUUUACUUCUCGCCUGAGUGAUCCCAUUACCACGUGCUCGGCGAGCACCAGUUCCCUCACCACUUCCACGGGGGUCUACAAUCCCAUGAUGUCGUUCACACUGAGGGAACCAUUGGCCAGCAGUUCCCUGGGUGCUGCAAGUGCCUCACCACUGGCUCCGUUUCAGUUCAAUCGCACCUUCGUUUCCAAUUUUGACAAGGAACAGGAGAAGAAAUAAGGAAACCACAUCAGUCGUUAACCAAAGGUUGUCCAUAAACAUCACAAAACAGAAUAAAUACACAGAAAAAAUACAUACUUCGAAUGAAUUCCAGACGUAACUCGAACAGAUCAAGCUCAAAAAUUAAUAUAAUGAGAGAAAAAGUGUUUUCUAAAAUGAUUA
This is a messenger RNA of Drosophila serrata, 9770 nucleotides long. RefSeq lists its product as uncharacterized. Gene Ontology annotation, cellular component: endoplasmic reticulum. Lineage: Eukaryota; Metazoa; Arthropoda; Insecta; Diptera; Drosophilidae. The record is from RefSeq and is a predicted model, not a curated record.